AUGGAAGUUUGCGUCAACGGCAACGGUUCGACUCCAUCGUUCGAAUGGUCCACCUGUCAACCUGCUCAACCGAGUACCGCGCGUCCGAAGAGGGAUUUUCGAUUCCAGGUGAUCGAAGUCCGCCAACACCCGAAAUGGUUCAUUUGGCCUAGCAGAAAUCGCGGCAAUGAUGAGGAAGUCGAUGAGAACCAUAACAAAACGCAAAACGGUUAUGGUACAAAGCGUCGAAAUGUGUUACGUGGUUCGAAACGCAUGCAGAUGGAGAAAGAUGGAGUGCCUGGUCGCACAGCUUCUGAGCCGGCCAGGCGUUUGUCGACGAAGAAGGACAAAACUACCACCGAACCGCUUGCGUCCGGUGGACUGUCAAAUACCUUCAAGAUUCUCUCGAUUGCCAAGAAAUGGGACAGCUUUGAUGCAACUGAUGAUGAAUCCGAUGACGCCACUAUGUCGUGUGAUGGAGUGAAUAAAAUGGCCAAGGGGGAUUGCAGAUGGACGGCUAAGUAG
This is a messenger RNA of Angiostrongylus costaricensis, 504 nucleotides long. Lineage: Eukaryota; Metazoa; Nematoda; Chromadorea; Rhabditida; Metastrongylidae. The record is from the annotation of a GenBank genome assembly.